Molecule: messenger RNA, 1687 nt
Organism: Dimorphilus gyrociliatus
Lineage: Eukaryota; Metazoa; Annelida; Polychaeta; Dinophilidae
Source: the annotation of a GenBank genome assembly
GGAGCUCUAAGAUUUUUUUUCUUCUAGCGCACUUCCGGUGUGACAUUGGGAGGUAUAACUUUACCCUCGUAUUAAAUUAAAUUGCUGAAUUAUUUACCAACUCACUUGAAUAAUAUUCUGAUAUUUCAUCAAGGCAUUGAUAGUGUUUUCAACAAUCUAUCGGAAAUACUAGGAAGAUUACCCACAGUUGAAGUUCAAUUUUCGUUUAGAUCUUUAAUUCGUGUUUUCUCUGUCAAACAGAAACGAAUGGAACCCAUGCAGGUGGACGUUAUUCCAGAGGAAAAUGACAAUAUGAACUUUGAAAGUCAUAUUGUCGAAAAUCCCAAUAUUGACUUGGAGUCACUGAUUUCAAAUUUUAAUGGAUUGGCUAAAAUGUACCGGUUACAAUUUAUCGCUGAACAUUGUCCACCACUACGCGUGGAAGCUCUAAAGACGGCCUUACAAACUUGUAUGCAAACUUUAAAUACCAUUUUUUAUCAGCAAAUUAUACGGCAUAUAGAGUUGUCGGCCCCACAUGCGCUCCCAACUGACAAUGUUUGGCUAGAGAUGACCACCAAAAAAGCCGCUUUGAAAUUAGAAAAGCUGGACACAGAUUUGAAGAACUUUAAGUCUAAUUCGAUUAAAGAAAGUAUUAGACGAGGCCUAGAUGAUCUUGGGGAUCACUACUUAGACUGCGGUGAUUUGAAUAAUGCUCUAAAAUGCUUUUCAAGAGCAAGAGACUAUUGUACCGGCUCAUUGCAUGUUAUAAAUAUGUGUAUGAAUGUUAUUAAGGUGAGCGUGUACCUUCAAAAUUGGUCUCACGUCCUCAGCUACGUUAAUAAAGCCCAAGGAUCUUGUACCAGUGAUAUAGAAGAUAAUCAUCGAAAUGUCGUUACCCGCCUGAAAUGUGCAUCCGGUCUAGCUGAACUUUGUCUUGGAAAGUACAAAUCGGCAGCAAAAUCUUUUCUUCAAGCUUCGUUUGAUUUUUCUGAGAUGCCUGAUUUAAUUAGCGCUAACAAUAUAGCCGUUUAUGGCGUCCUCACAUCUUUAGCUACCUUCGAUAGGCAGGAAUUGCAAAGACUUGUCCUAAGUUCUGCUUCCUUUAAACUCUUCUUGGAGUUGGAACCUCAGCUUAGAGAAGUUCUCUACGACUUUUAUAACUCCAAGUACGCCCAAUGCCUAAGCACCUUGGAUAGGAUGAAAGAUGGGUUGCUAUUAGACUUGUACCUUGCCCGUCAUGUCGACGUUUUAUACAAUGAGAUAAGAAAGCGAGCUUUGAAACAAUAUUUCCGACCGUAUACGAGCGCCAAUAUGCACAAGAUGGCAGCAGCCUUCAAUACCACUAUCUCUGCUCUGGAAGAUGAGCUUAUGAAAUUGAUAUUGGAUGGUCAAAUAAAUGCUAGAAUAGACAGUAAAUUAAAGAUUUUGUACGCUAAAAGUGUUGAUGAACGAAAGACAACUUUUGAAAAAGCUCUUCAAGUAGGCAAAGAAUACGAAUGGAGAAUGAAGUCUCUUCUGGUAAGAAGUGCAGUUUUAAGAGCUGGUUUGCAAGUAAAAAGCGGACAGGGAACCAGAGAUUGUCCAAUAGGUGGCGAUAUGCAUAUUUCAAGCAGGCAUUAAACUAUCUGAUUAUUAAACACUUAUCAUUUUAUUUUUUUGCAAUUAUUUACGCAUUAAAAAUAAAAGUUGCUUGUAAUGAAUAACAAAA